Molecule: messenger RNA, 2973 nt
Organism: Cladophialophora carrionii CBS 160.54
Lineage: Eukaryota; Fungi; Ascomycota; Eurotiomycetes; Chaetothyriales; Herpotrichiellaceae
Exons: 2
Coding region: 1-2973 (990 amino acids)
Biological process (GO): regulatory ncRNA-mediated heterochromatin formation
Cellular component (GO): nuclear RNA-directed RNA polymerase complex
Molecular function (GO): helicase activity
Source: RefSeq, a predicted model, not a curated record
AUGGCCAUGAUCAGAGCUUACAUCCCUCCGGGCCCUGACGGCCUGUUGCCGGAGCGCGUUUCCGCGAGCAUUCUCUCUCCUGACCCACGUCCUCCACUCAGCUUCACCGACGACGGCCCUGGUAGGCUUUCGCAGCUUGGACCACGACACAACAACGACCACGAUGACUUCAGGAAAAUCAAGAUUCUGCCAACCCCUGAUGAAAUCCUCGCGGUCGAUCGGCCUGUCUAUAUGCCUAAGAAAGACCUGAUCCAAAAGCACUUUCUCGACAACGGACCCGGCAGACACCUAGACACCCUCUUCAGACAAUUGAGGUGCGACAGCACAGAAAUGAUCCGAGAUAUCUGCUACUCCGCGGCACAAAUCGCCUUCCUGAAGACCGGCAUAGAUUCGGAGGCCCAUGUGCGACAGGAGACAAACGCAGGCCAUCGGUAUUUCUUGUAUCGCAACAUCAAGGUGCAAGAACUACUCUCUCAUGAGCACAAAUCUAUGGUGGUCCGCGUCAGCUAUGAUUGUCCCCCUUUCAUGCGAGGUCGGAAGCUGUACGACGCUGGUCACUUUCAGAGAGGCAUGCUCGUUGCCCUGCUUCAGUUGAACAAUACCACAAUGGAGUUCUCAGUCUACUAUAUGGAAGUCAGCCUAGCUCAGACCACCUUCUCCAUGGAUGCCUUCGACGGUCGCGGCACCCAAGCUGCCGUCCAACUCUCCUUUCUCCCACCGAGUAGCCAUGACGACAUCCUGCAACUCUGCCGUCACGCACUUAGACUGAAGACGGACAAUGAGCUCUACCUCGUCGAAUUCCCGAAAGUUCUCUUUGCAGGCUUUUACAACUGCCUCAAGUGUUUGCAGGACAUGAAAGAUUCAGACUUCGCCUUUUCGCAGUAUGUCGCCCCGCGAGUCCAUGUUGAAGACGCGCUGCUCGCGCGGGAGCUGAAUUCCGCUGUCGGAUUACCACCAUAUUUCCCGUGCCUUCCACCGUCCUAUGCACGCGCUCCAGAUUUCAAGUACAAUCUCGCGAAGAUUGUAGGACCUCAUUCCCCGAUCACUUCUGUGUCUCUAGAAGACCUGUGCCAGCCAUCCACGCUCGAUAUCCUCAAACGCGAAACGACCUUGGAUGAAGGUCAAGCUGUGGCAUUCAGAGACAGUCUUAUACGUGAUUUUGCUUGCACGCAGGGUCCGCCGGGUUGUGGGAAAUCCUAUCUGGGUCUGAAAGUGGCGCAGGCAGUCCUUGAGUCCCGAACGGCGCAGAAGCCUGUCUUGCUGGUCUGUCUUACAAACCAUGCUUUAGACAACUUCCUUGCUGACCUCCGAGACGCUGGGGUAUUUGGUCUCCUUCGGGUUGGAUCAGGCAGCAAGGAGGAAUGGACUGACAGCAUAAACAUCCGCGGCCUCAGACGGAAGACUCGAUUCAAGAGAGAGGAAUCCAAUGUGUUGCAUACUCAUGCGCUGCAAAAGAAAGAGUCUCUUGCUGGCUUGGAUGAAUUGUGCAAAGGUACUACAUCUCCUUCCUUAGCCGAACAAACACGACUAACGUCUAUAGCUGUUUCUUGUCAAACUCAUACUGGCGUGACCCCUUGGCAUUAUGUUCGAGACGUACUGUGUAGCGACCACCAGGAUAUUCACGCACAAUUCACAACAACCGCCAAGGUUUCUCUGGCUCAAUCUUUUACGUUCGAAUACUGGUCCGCUGGAGGAGAUCUGGAAACGAUCCGGGAUCUUCACCUUGAGUUGGCAACUAGGCUCGCUCAAGUGUCCGCAAGUCAUGAUAAACGCCCCGAAGAGGACGUCGACAAGCUGCUGUUUGACCUGUCAUGGGAUGCCGAGCUACGGAGCUUUAGUGCUGGUCUCUCUAGCAUUUGGAACAUGCCAUUGGCAGAACGCCAGUCACUGAUUAAGAGCUGGGAGAAGCAAGUUAAUAAAGAGGCUCUCGCGCAGAAGAUGAUGUCGCUCUAUCUCGAGUCUCAACAUCACGAACGGGAAAUCGAGAGGGUUCAAAACGAGCGCGAUGGCCGCAUCAUGGCAGCACACAACAUCAUUGCAAUGACAACGACCGCGUGUGCUGCCCGUUGGGAGGUGCUUCGAUCGCUCGAUCUCCAGAUACUCAUUUGCGAAGAAGCUGCAGAAGUCAUGGAGGCCCACACCUUGUGCUCCCUGUUGCCUUCCCUCGAACACGCAAUCUUCAUUGGCGAUCCACAGCAGCUGCGACCCGAGGCAAACGAGCAAAUGUUAAGCCUGGAGUCUAGGGUCGGGCGACAAUAUCGGCUGGAUGAAUCUUUACUAGAGCGGCUGAUGAUGCCUCAGGAUGUGUGCGCAUACAGUCUACCAGCAAGCCAUUUGAGCGUCCAACGCCGUAUGCACCCUCAGAUCGCCGACAUCACUCGUUUGACGUAUCCUUAUCUGGAAGAUCAUGAAUCCACACACGUGCGGUCUCCAGUCCAAGGUCUAGCACAGCGCAUGUUCUGGUGGGACCACCGGAUUCCUGAGCUCGAGUCGGACGAUCUGAAAUCGCAUGCCAAUCUCCAUGAAGUGGAAAUGGUAGCCUCACUGGUUGAGUAUCUCCUACGGCGUGGUGCUUAUGAGCAAGCUGAAAUCGCUGUCCUCACCCCAUAUGCUGGCCAGCUCCUGAGAUUAUACAAGCGACUGGGAGCAACCUGCGACAUCUGGCUUUCCGAGAAAGAUCGAGCAGCGUUGCUCGAAGAGGAGGUCCUCGCGCUAGGAGAGGAAGGCCGCACCACUAAAGACGAAGUUGUCAUGUCCAACAUGCUCAGAAUUGCCACGGUUGACAAUUUUCAAGGCCAAGAAGCCAAAGUGAUCAUCCUGAGCACCGUCCGCAGUGGAGGCAAGGCAGGAUUCUUGAAGACCCUCAACAGAAUCAAUGUCGCUUGUAGCAGGGCUCGAAACGGUGAGUUCUUCCCCUCCACGCCAGAAUCUUCCACGCUUCACGCAGCGCUAGUGUUGUGGUCUUCAACAUAG